UAAUAUUUACUCCGGAACGAGUUUUCUUCGGUUGCACACACAGCAACGAUUAGCAAGAGGCUCGCUCACCUUAUCUCUUAUCGCAUAAUUUCCGUCGAAUAUGUCGACAAGAUUCCAAUAAAUAAUUUUAGUGUCGAGCAAACCCGCGAGAAAGCAAACAGCAUUUAUUGACAGUGUACUCUGAACUCCCAGUAAGAAAUGGAUUCUCCUACCUCCGAGACUACCUCGCCUCCGCCCGCACCAUUUGGUCCAUUCGUGGGGGCAAUUGACGAGGGAACCACCUCUGCCCGGUUCAUCAUAUUCCGCGCCGGCACUGACGAAAUUGUGUGCUUCCACCAAAUCGAGGUGGAAUCAAUUUUCCAGAAGGAAGGAUGGUGCGAACAGGAUCCCAUGGCCAUAAUAAAAACAGUCAACGAGUGCAUCGAUGGAGCGUGCAAGAAACUCGUAGCCGUGGGCGGCAAAGUUGAGGAUAUUAUUACUAUUGGCAUAACCAACCAACGCGAGUCUACCGUUGUGUGGGAUCGACACACCGGCCAGCCGCUAGUUAACGCCAUCAUAUGGCUGGACAAUCGGACCACCACCACGGUGGAAGAGUUGCUAGAAACGAUUCCCAACAACGCCAGGAACAUCAAUUACCUACGACCGCUGUGUGGACUCCCACUUUCCCCGUACUUCUCGGGCGUAAAGCUCCGAUGGCUGAGGGACAACGUUCCGGUGGUCAACCAGGCCUUCUCGAAGGGUUCUGCAAUGUUCGGAACCAUAGAUACCUGGUUGAUGUACAACCUGACGGGCGGAAAACACGGUGGCGUCCACAAGACGGACGUCACCAACGCCUCCCGGACCAUGCUCAUGAACAUCGAAACCCUCCAGUGGGAUCUCAAUUUGCUCAAGUUCUUCGGUCUGCCCAAGAGUAUUCUACCGGAAAUCUGCUCAAGCGCGGAAUUCUACGGCAACAUUGCGCAGGGUGUGCUUAAGGACAUCAGCAUAAGCUCGGAUUUGGGCGACCAGCAGGCGGCUUUGGUGGGACAGCAGUGUAUGGCCAAGGGACAGGCCAAGGCCACGUACGGCACUGGAUGUUUCCUGCUCUACAACACAGGAUCCUCCAUCGUGCACUCCCAACACGGACUGUUAACAACGGUGGGCUACCAACUGGGCAGGAAAGCAACCCCCUUUUACGCCCUCGAGGGCAGCGUGUCCAUUGCCGGCGCAGCCUUUAACUGGCUGCGCGACAACAUUAACCUUAUCCAGAACUCGGGCCAGAUCGAGACCAUGGCCAGCACUGUGGAUAACUCCCUGGAUGUGUACUUCGUGCCAGCCUUCAAUGGACUCUACGCUCCCUACUGGAACCAGGACGCCCGUGGUGUUAUUUGCGGACUAAGUGAGGAGACAACAAGUGAACACAUAGUGCGUGCCACCCUGGAGGCGGUUUGUUUCCAGGUCCGGGAUAUUCUUGAUUCGAUGCAUAAGGAUUGCAAAAUCCCGCUGGCCAAGCUGAUGGUGGACGGGGGCAUGACUGUAAAUAACCUGUUCCUGCAACUGCAGUCCGACCUGGUCGGAAUUCAAGUGCUCAGGGCGAAGAUCGCGGAGACAACAGCGCUGGGAGCUGCCAUGGCAGCCUACAAAGCUGUGGAGAGUCGCUACCAAAUGGAGGCGCCCCUCUCAAAGUCUGGACCCCGGGAAGCUAUCAAGCCGUCGAUCAGUGCCACCGACCGCAACCUACGGUACCAGAAGUGGAAAAUGGCCAUCGAGCGCUCUCUGAACUGGGAGACCUCGACCCUUCCGCACGGGGAACGCGAGGCCUUUGAUGGACCGUAGGCGCAGCUAAUCCCCGGUAAUUUUUUUGAUCAUAAUUUGUAGUUGAUGGUUUUACUAAUGUCGCCCUAGUCAGUGGCCUAAAUUUGGUUAUUUUGCGUUCGAAAUUUCAAUUUAUUGCGUAUAUAAAAAUGUUGAUGAAAAACGUA
Molecule: messenger RNA, 1961 nt
Organism: Drosophila rhopaloa
Lineage: Eukaryota; Metazoa; Arthropoda; Insecta; Diptera; Drosophilidae
Gene: Gk1
Product: glycerol kinase
Exons: 3
Coding region: 199-1815 (538 amino acids)
Biological process (GO): glycerol metabolic process; glycerol-3-phosphate biosynthetic process; triglyceride metabolic process
Cellular component (GO): mitochondrion
Molecular function (GO): glycerol kinase activity
Source: RefSeq, a predicted model, not a curated record